Molecule: messenger RNA, 5580 nt
Organism: Nyctereutes procyonoides (raccoon dog)
Lineage: Eukaryota; Metazoa; Chordata; Mammalia; Carnivora; Canidae
Gene: BRI3BP
Product: BRI3 binding protein
Exons: 3
Coding region: 111-863 (250 amino acids)
Cellular component (GO): mitochondrion
Source: RefSeq, a predicted model, not a curated record
AGAGGCGCGGCGCGCGGCCCCCGAGCGCGCCAACGCGGUCCCCGCCGAGCCGCCGCGUCCCGGGUGCGGCCCUCAGCCCCGCUCCGCCACCGCAUCCCGCCGGCCCCAGGAUGGGCGCGCGCGCCUCGGGCGGGCCCCGGGCCCGGGCCCGGCUCCCGCGGCCGCCGCCGCCGCUGCCGCUGCUGCUGCUGCUGCUGCUCGGGCUGCUGGCUCCGGGCGCGCAGGGGGCGCGGGGCCGCGGCGGCGCCGAGAAGAACAGCUACCGCCGCACGGUCAACACCUUCUCGCAGAGCGUCAGCAGCCUGUUCGGCGAGGACAACGUGCGCGCCGCUCAGAAGUUCCUGACCAGGCUGACUGAGAGGUUCGUGCUGGGGGUGGAUAUGUUUGUCGAAACCCUGUGGAAAGUUUGGAUGGAGCUCUUGGAUGUUCUUGGACUUGACGUGUCGAGCCUAUCGCAGUAUUUUAGCCCAGCCUCAGUGGCCAACAGCCCGGCCCGUGCCCUCCUGCUCGUCGGCAUCGUCCUCCUGGCCUACUGGUUCUUGUCCCUGACGCUGGGCUUCACCUUCAGCCUCCUGCACGUGAUAUUUGGCCGCUUCUUCUGGGUCGCCCGGGUCAUCCUGUUCUCCAUGUCCUGCGUGUAUGUCCUGCACAAAUAUGAGGGGGAACCGGAGAAUGCAGUCCUGCCCCUGUGCUUCGUGGUGGCCAUCUACUUCAUGACCGGGCCCAUGGGCUUCUACUGGCGCAGCAGCCCCAGUGGGCCCAGCGUGGAGGAGAAGCUGGAGCAUCUGGAGAGUCAGGUCAGACUGCUCAACAUCCGCCUCAACAAAGUGCUGGAGAGUCUGGACCGCGCCAACGGCAAGUGACAAUCAGCCAGCCGGCCGGGUCCCCUCACGCCAGCGCCCUCUCUCAGAAGACAGAAGAGAAGACGGAAGAAAAGAACACCAAACCCCAAACAAUCUCAAUAAACAUUCCCGAGCAGGACAGUGGCGCUCCGUGAGGGUCUUUCCGGCCACAAGUCAACCCUUAGGACACGUUCCCAGAGGAAUGACAGGAUCAUUUGUGUAGAACUAACUACCCACAAAGUGUCAUUAGUGGUGGAAAAAAAAAUAUUUUUUAAACAAAGGAUAUAACCAUAUUCGCUGUACAGUCAGAGUUUAUCUGUGCAUAGAGCCUAAAGUUAAUUUUUUCAAGCACUGAAAUACAUCUUUUGUAAGGUUUUUUAAUAAAGGCAGGUCGAGUCAAGUUUAAUAAAACUUUACACCUAGGGGGAGAAUGUGCUAAUUGGACACUUUAUACCCAAAGUUCCAAUGCUAGCGUUUGUGUGUUCACAGCAUAGGGAUUGGCGGGUGAGGUCUAUAUGCGUUAUUCUCAUGUUCCAAAACCAUGAGCUUCGUUCUUUGUUAUUUUUGAUUAAUGGUGACUUAGCUGAUGGAUGUUUUCGUUUCCGGGUGUGGGCAGUUGGGGUCCAGGACGAAACUAAACAUCUUUUGGGUCUUGUUGACCCCAGCCAACCCCCCCCACCGCCCCCGUCAACCAUGUUUCUAAAAGAAGAGAUUAUUAUUUCUAGAAAACCUGAGAUUAUUCAGGAUUUUUUUCCCCUUUCUGAACCUUGAUGGAUUUUAACCUCCACAUUUUGUAAAGGAAAACUCAAGGACCAGGCAAGACACGUCUUUGGGGUCUAAUGCUGAAAGCCAUGUGGGUGAGCGCCACCACUCCCUUGGUCAGGAGUCUGGGCGACAUCCCACAGUCACUGUCUGCCCGGCUAGACCUGCAGAGGACAGGUCUGCUCUCAAGGGUUUUGGUUUGUUUCAUUGUGGUUUGGGUUGUCUCAGGACCAUGGAAGGAAAACAAACUGUAGCAGCUAAUAACAUUUCCAAGUCUGUUGCUGCUUGUAAGGCAUUCUCAGGAACAAGCAGCAAGACACACACCUUGGAGAAGAUCCGAAUUAUCUUUCCUGAAAUUUUUACGAUACACGUGUUAGGUGCUUUCCGUCUGAAGUCUGCCUUCAUUUUAGGUGGUGCCCAGGGGCAGAGAGGGACUUCACUGGGCAGACAGCCAUGGGGGGGCCUCCGCAGGGGCACCUUGCCAGCUGGCUCAGGGGUGGAGGGAGACGCCCUGGCCUUGCCCCCCACCCCCAGGCCUGUCAGUUAGCACUGGGAACUUGCUCGGGCUUUGGCAGAUCGCAGCUUCCAAGGCCACAGGGGGUUUGACUGCCUCCAGGACCCUUCCCUGCCCACCCCUGCCCCGGGGGGUGAGGGGGGAGUUCAUUCACGGAGCCCCUGUACGCAGGUUUGCAGAGAGCCCCCUCAGAUUGGCCGGAACCAAGACCCCACGGUCCACGUACCAUUCUGGAGACAACCCAGCUCUCCGCCAGCUCUUGUACGGCAUUUCUGUGAAGUUUUAUUUUCGGUUGCAAAUAUCUGGAAAACAGGAGCAGAUGUUUUUUAAGGAUGCUUAUGAAACUUCUAUUUUUAAGGUGCACAUAACGGAACUCAAACUCUGCCACAUUCAGUUCACUUCCUGAAACGCAUACCUGUUGUCUGGGGUUAGCUCGGGCAGAUCUUCAUCCGGGGGGCAUCGGAACCCGUGGUUUCUGGAUCGAAGCCGUUCCAGUUGCCAUUUAGAUACUUCCAGAGAAAUCUAUUUUAGCACAGGGUAUAAAAAUUAACUCCAGGGAGGCCAUCCUUGCCCUCCUUCCCUUUGUGCAUUUGGCUCUUGUGUGUUGGGCAUUGCUUUGCUUAUGCUGGCCAGGGGCGUAUUGGCAUUCUGUGCACAAAGCUUUCAAGUCCCUAAACCAUCACUGGUCUGGAUAGAAUCUCCACUCCGUUCUCCCUGCCACCUUCCCAUGCGAGGCCUGAAGGGCACCGUGCUGUGUUGAGAUCUAGACAGGAAAACCUUUUGGACUUCCAGGAAAUCCAGGGAGGCACGUGCCCCUCGGUACUGGUGCGUUGAGACCUCGGGCAGCAGCUAGACAUCGCAGUGUGGGCUCUGAGGCCAGUCUUACAGGCCGAUACGCUCACGUGGAAGACGGCUUUAUUUUCAAUGAAGGAACCUUCAGUUAAAUAGGAAUGGCACUUCAGGGCAGAGCAUUCUUUGACAUUCCGGUAGGAAUCGUGGAUGUUAUUAUUAUUUUUUUUUUUUUUUGAAUCGUGGAUGUUAGAUCUGAGUAACUCUAGCUCUUUAUUUUUUUUGAAUUUUUUUUUAUUUGUUUAUGAUAGUCAGAGAGAGAGAGAGAGAGAGAGAGAGGCAGAGACACAGGCAGAGGGAGAAGCAGGCUCCAUGCACCGGGAGCCCGACGUGGGAUUCGAUCCUGGGUCUCCAGGAUUGCGCCCUGGGCCAAAGGCAGGCGCCAAACCACUGCGCCACCCAGGGAUCCCUAACUCUAGCUCUUUAACGCAUAAAUCUGAUUUUUGUUUGGGCAUAUUCUUAACCCCAAAUAGUUUGGGAUUUUUUUUUCUUUCUCCCUUCUACAGAAGCUUGUUGGGGUACUUGGCAUCUCCCCGGGCUCCCCAUCUUUUUCCUCUCUUUUGUACAUGGAAAAAAAGUAUUUUUGUAUCAUAUCUCAUACCUGGAAGAGAAAUCCUUCUUUUUAUGUCUCCCAGGCUGUAGAAUAUAUUAGUGCAACACUUCAUUCAAUGUGAUGUAAAAAAAUCCUGACAAGGACUACUGUGAAUGGGUUAUAAUUACCACUCCAUUCUCUAGAUAUCUUAAAGUUGAUCAGUGUUUAUUUCCCGGUGCCUCUGUGUCACAACAAACACCAAAAACAAAAGAGAAAGGACCAACUAUCUCUAACUCCUGGAUUUGUGUGGAUCCUCUGGAGUCUGUUGAGAAUGACCUCUUCUCUGACAUGCUAGCAGAGGUGCUCCAGUGGCACAUCAGCCUUCCAUAAAUACACUUCCCAUACCAAUCAGGAUCGGCAUCAUCUGCCUUCUGGGGGUUUUGGGCAUCAUUGUUUCAGUGAUACUCCAUUUCACUCUGGUAACAAAAUGCGUCAAUAGAAUUUCUCGAAAGCUGGUCUGGUGAAUUGUGCCAGGGUCCUUAUGAAGUUAACUGGGUGAUGGCCCAGGAAGGCUAAUAGCAUUGAAAGAAGGUUUUUAACACAGUUCCCUAAAGCCAAUGGGCAUAGCAUGCCACACAGGGUCCCCCAAAGCCUGUCACAUGCAGGGUCAGGAAGUGGAGAGGGGGUCUGUGCUUAAUAACUUUGGGAUGGUGGGAGGUGACCAGGUUCAAACAUUCCCCACUGGGUGCCAAGUGCAAACAUGCAGGUCGGAGUCGGUGGUUGGGAGGAUUAUAAUAUGACAUUGCACACCCUGAGGGCUGGCUCAUGGGGAAGCUGUGAACCACUUUGGUUGCUAAUCUGUCUCUGAUUCAGCAGCCAUAUGGAGAGGUUAGGAAUGACAGGUCACAUAGCCAGUGCAGAAUCGAAAACAUAGUUAACACACCCUGUCUCUAGUAGCAAUCCUGAACUGCUUCAUUUCUAUGCUUCCUGCUACUCCUUAAGAAGCUCUAGAUGAUUGAUGCCUGGUAACUCCUCCCUGAUGGGGUUUGAAUUGUCUGACUUAACCCAAAAGCCAGCUCUGGCCAUCCAGCUGGCUCAGGUAAGAAGGAAUUUUUAAGGUCCUAUGAUGUCAUCCCCCUCUCCCCAACUUUAAAAAAAAUAUAUAUAUAUAUCUCCAUUCUGCAAAAUUUUGCUUAUGGUCAUUUGAGUAAUUGAACUUUUACUCCUCACUUGUGAAUAGUGAAUAAUAGAAUUAUAUAUUUUUUGCAGGUUCUAACAUAGCACCCUUAAAAUUAGCAUUGGACAACCACUAAUAUGAUGUACAGUAUCUGGGUUAAACAAACUUUGUUCAGCGUACUGAUUCUGUGCUUUGCCCUUCAGUGAUUCCCUGAUUUGCAGGAGUUACACCAGGACCAGUUUUUCUAUUGUGGUAUUAAAAGCUGAUUGUCAUUUGCAUUGUCUACUGAAAACCUUUGGGUGGCAGCUAAUGGAGUUAUUAACCAUAUGUUCUAAUGUCUUUUUGCAGAUUUUAAGGUUUUGUUAUAGUGUCAGCUUUAAUAUUCGCAUGUGUGUUAAAUCUCUGGAUACUGUGUAAUUAAAUUGAUUUCUUGUGAUGGUGACGGUGAUUAGCGCUCACUUAAAAUCCAGCGAAGCAAUUAUUUCCCCUCUUAACUGGAAAUCAUAUUUGUGAGGUAUGGUGUCCCUUAUCAACAGUGUAUUCAUGAUUCAGUUCAUAUUUUGUGUAUCUGUUUAUAAAUUUUCUAUAGCAUUUGAUUUCACACUUAAUAUAAAUCCAUUUGAUUUGAAUAUGGUGGUGUGUGUGUGUGUGUGUGUGUGUGUCUGUGUGGUGUGUGCACACUUUAGUUCCAUAAGCCUUGGGAAGCUGAUUCUACGAAUAUCAAAUAUAAACAUAAAUGUAUAAGGCUUAUUUUAUUUGCAAAAUGAUACAUACAUUCCUCCUAUUUAUUAAAUCACUGGCUUUAGUGUUCUGUAGAGAUAUUUGUAGACCGAUUUCAGAACAGAAUGAAAAUAUUGUGAAAAUUACAGCUUAAUAAAUGUUUAUUGUAAUUUUGUUGUAUGGA